CUGAUAAACUGCAGCAUCAAGGUUGCUCAAUGCCAGAAAGGCCAUGUUGUUCUGGAUUGCGUACACCACCGAGGGCACGCUCAGCUUCAGCAGCCCUCUGGGGUUGCAGAGCACGUGCUCCUUGAUGACAUCAAGCAGCUUUCUUGGGCUUCCGGAUUCUCUGAGAAAGACACGUAGAGUAGUUGGAAAAUUGAAUGGGCUGCCUUGUGAUCCGAUGCUCCACUCUCAGGAGCCCCCAAUGAAUGUUAACAGAGUGAAGCCCGCAGACAUUGCGGUUUUAGCCUCUAUUGGAGUGCAUACGCACAGCACUGAGUUGUCCACUGUGGCAUCAAGACUUCAAGAACUGAUGAGCAUGUUCAAUCCUGCACUUACGGGUCCUCGUUUGGAAGAUGCACUCACGAGCGCCCCUCACUUCGGAAGAGACGGCACGCUGCUGGAGCAAGCAGAAGAGGCUUCUCUCUACCUCCAAAGCCAUCCGAAUUCUUGGAAGCUGCUGCUGCUUUUUGUGCAAGUGGACCAGUUCUGUGCCUGUGACCAGCAGGAGGCCGAGGCCGUUAUCAGAUCGGCGAGCGGGGAGGUGGACGCUGCUUUACAGCUGCUGCAUGCUCAGCUGAAGCGGACUCUGGUCAGUGUUGCGUUAUGGGCUGGAGAGAGCGACACUUCCCAAAGCAGGUUCUGCCCAUGCUCGGAACGAAAUCAAGGCGGAGAGGUCAGACUUGUGAAAGCCACGCUGACUCAUGCCUUGCAGGUUGGUCGCUGCCGUUUGCAUUCCUCUCCGUUUCGCUCCACGGCAAAUGAUGCGCUCGAUAUGUUUCAGGCAUCUUUGAAUGAGCUUUUGAGGAAGAGAAACUGGUCCAAAGACGACUUCAGUGUCAUCCUGCAGGACGAACCUCUCGUCAGACACUUCGCUUCCGAUAACACUGGGAAGCCUGUCUCCGGGUCACGAGCGUCACAUGAGACGGAUAAACUGAUGGCGCGGUUGUGGAGCAACCUGCUGCAGCCCGCAAGUGACAAACAUGACGCAGACGACGAUGGGAACAACCUUGCAUUGCAAUGUCCAACCGUGGACCGUCCCUUCCUGAGGACGGAGGGAAACUCUCCUUCAAAUCACGGCAGCGACCCUUCUCCUGUCCUCUCCCGUAACGUCGGCACAGCCAUGCGCUGCGAGGACAUCGGCCCUUCCGACUCUACGCCCGCCUCUGUGCACGAGCUGAGGCCAGGCGAUAUCAGCGUGGUCGCUGCGGUGGGAGACUCGCUGACAGCAGGGAACGGGAUUGCAUCCAGCCAAACAAACAUUCUGGACGUCCUGACCCAGUACAGAGGUUUAUCUUGGAGUGUCGGCGGAGAUGAAAACCUCACAACUGUAACAACUCUGCCCAAUAUAUUAAAGCAUUUUAACGCUAACGUGACGGGUUACUCCGUCGGGAGGGGGAAACAACACACGCCUCAGGCUUUUCUCAACCAGGCUGUGGCUGGAGCAAAAAGCAAGGACAUCCCAUCUCAGGUGCGAGCCCUCGUGGCGAGGAUGAAGAAUGACUCGAGCAUCAAUUUCAAAUCCGACUGGAAAGUGAUCACGGUGUUUAUCGGUGGCAAUGACGUCUGCGACCACUGCUACAAUUCUCUCUUCUACUCGGUGGAGAAUUAUAUCAAAAAUGUCCGAGAAAGCCUGGAUUAUCUACACAAAGAGGUGCCCCGAGCGCUCGUCAACUUGAUCGAGCCCCUGCAUAUUAUCCCCUUGAGAGAAAUGCAUUUGGACGCCACGUUGAAAUGCCCCACCUGGCUCGUCAAUAUUUUGUGCCCUUGUGUUAUCUUACCAAAGUCCACCUCGACCUCACUGGAAAAAUUAGAGCAGCUAAACCGACAAUAUCAGCUGAUGAUCAACCAACUGGUCGAGUCCAAGCGCUACGACACUCGGCCCGACUUCACUGUGGUCGUCCAGCCUUUUUUCAGAGAAAUCAUCGUUCCCAGACUACCGGACGGCCACCCCGAUCGCUCUUACUUCAGUGCCGACUGUUUCCACCUGAGCCAGAAGGCCCACACUCAGAUGGCUCGCUCCUUGUGGAACAACAUGCUCGAGCCUCUCGGAAACAAAACGUCCUGGCAGGAUUUUGGCACCGACAUUCAACUGAAAUGUCCCUCAAAGACGUCCCCGUUCAUCCGCACCUAUCACAACAGCAAUUACACAUACGGUCCUCCUCCACCAAUACCGCCGCCAAAUACAAACUGGGGAAGCGACUUCUCCUGCGUGGACCUUGCUCCUUCUCACUCUGUGCCAACAUCGGUUCACGAGCUCAGGCCAGCGGACGUCAAGGUGGUGGCGGCGGUCGGAGACUCCGUCACGGCUGGCACUGGCGCUAAAGCAAAGAAUCUUUUGGAGCUCAGUCGAGAAUAUAAAGGCGUGUCUUGGAGCGUUGGGGGAGACCGAGCUCUGGAAACUGUUACGACCCUACCAAACAUCCUAAGAAAGUUCAACUCGGCUCUGAAGGGCUUCUCGAAAGGUCAGGGGUCAAGACAGAAGGGCUUCAACAUGGCUGCGGGAGGAGCCAAGACCUCGGACAUCCAAAACCAAAUCCAGGCUCUCAUCAAGGCCAUGCGAGAACACAAGGUCACAACGCUAACAACAAUAUUUGUGGGGGGAAAUGACCUGUGCCACUACUGCACCGAUCAAAGCAAUCUGUCACCCGGUAAUUAUAGUCGCAAUCUGAUGCUGGCGUUAGACACACUUUACCAAGAGGUACCCAGGCUGUUGGUCAAUCUCGUGGAGAUCAUGCAGAUCGACACGCUAAAACAAGUCACAAAAAACACUCUGGGAUGCUCCUUGCUUCAGAGAACGAGCUGUCCGUGUAUUAUCAACCCAACCGAAAAAUCGCCAGAGAUGGAGGAAAUGAAACAAAUCAAUCUGGAAUACCAGGCUGAAAUCCAUCAUCUUAUUUCUGGAUCUCGUUAUGAUGGGAAAGAAGACUUUGCUGUUGUUCUUCAGCCAUUUUUACACAAUUCCUUCAUCCCUUAUAUCGGCGAAGGGGAGGCGGACACCACUUUCUUCUCGGUGGACUGUUUUCACAUCAGUGAGCGAGCUCACGCCGAGAUGGCCAUUGCACUGUGGAAUAAUAUGUUGGAGCCCGUAGGCAGGAAACAAGCUUAUAACAACUUCACCUAUGACCGCUCCAAGAUUCAGUGUCCUACUGAGGCCAGUCCCUUCAUCUUCACCAAAGUCAACAGUGCGCCUCGUCCACUUUGGACAACCACGACCGCCUCCCCCACCUCGGCAUCAUCGAGCAGUACGACAAACGCGUCGGCGCACCCGUGCGCGCCCUCCCAGCCGCUGUGGGUUCCACUGGUCGUGGGAGUCGUUAGUUUACUGGUGGGCAUCGCCACCGCCUGGUUCGUGUGCUCUUUCGUGCUACAGAAGAGAAGCAAGGGAGAGUUCUCGGGAGAUACGAAAGCAACGGGAUUGUAAUGCGUUUAUCGGGUAUGAGAUUGUCUCAAUCCAAGCGUGCCUCACAACUGGAUGGAACCAGGCACGACAUCAACACGCCAGUUAGAUUUUGUCAAGCCCUCCAGCCCCCACCCACACGAAGUCGAGCUCUCUCCUGCUGUAUUUUCAAUUUUGAAGCAACGACUUCGCAAACAACUGAGCUCAUCAGGUAUGCAGCAACAACGAUCCUUUUUCAGUUCAGUCAUCCCAAAAUUUGUACUCAUCUAUCGAAGCCAGUGACAUGUAGUGACAGCCAGAAGGUGUCAUGAAGCUGCGUGUUCACCUGUUGCCCAGCUGUCAUGGAUUCCAUUUUUUUUUUUUU
Messenger RNA from Hippocampus comes (tiger tail seahorse), 3797 nucleotides. RefSeq names its product phospholipase B1, membrane-associated-like. The record is from RefSeq and is a predicted model, not a curated record. Lineage: Eukaryota; Metazoa; Chordata; Actinopteri; Syngnathiformes; Syngnathidae. Gene Ontology annotation, biological process: phospholipid metabolic process. Gene Ontology annotation, molecular function: glycerophospholipase activity.